Messenger RNA from Ziziphus jujuba (common jujube), 453 nucleotides. RefSeq names its product glyoxylase I 4-like. The transcript has 3 exons. The record is from RefSeq and is a predicted model, not a curated record. Lineage: Eukaryota; Viridiplantae; Streptophyta; Magnoliopsida; Rosales; Rhamnaceae. The coding region runs from base 1 to 453 and encodes 150 amino acids.
AUGGUGGGAGGUGGUGAUAAGAAAACUUCGAAAUUGCCUCUGGUGUCUCUGAAUCAUGUCUCAUUCGCUUGCAACUCUGUGACCGAGUCUGUGAGGUUCUAUGAGGAUGUUUUGGGCUUUGUGCUCAUCAAACGUCCUUUUUCUUUCAACUUUGAGGGUGCUUGGCUGUUCAACUAUGGUAUUGGGAUUCGUUUGCUGGAGUCUGCUGGAAACAGCCCAGCAACAAAAGGAAGGAUAAAUCCAAAGGACAACCCCAUUCCAUUCCAAUGCUCAGACAUAAAGCUGGUUACGCAGAAACUGGAGGAGAUGAAGAUACAGUAUGUCACGGCAGUGGUGGAAGAAGGUGGCAUUCAAGUUGAUCAACUUUUCUUUCAUGACCCAGACGGCUACAUGCGUAUUGUUACUGUUCCAGAUGAGUUGAUCUACCUCCAAGAAACUGAUGAUAUUGCAUGA